Moneuplotes crassus is the source of this 1071-nucleotide messenger RNA. NCBI's taxonomy places the organism in Eukaryota, Ciliophora, Spirotrichea, Euplotida, Euplotidae. The record is from the annotation of a GenBank genome assembly.
AUGUCACACAGAGAUAGCUAUAGCAGGAGGUCUCCACAAAGGAGAUAUAGAAGAAGGCACAGUUCUAGAGCAAGAAGGUCUUACUCCAGAAGUGAAAAGAGACCACGAAAGAAGAGAAAUGAUUCUAGAGAUAGAAGAAGAAAUAGAAGAAGAUCCUCCAGUCGUAGCUACAGCAGCAGAGAUAGUCGAGAUCGGCACAGAAGAAGUAGGAGUAGGUCUAGUCGUAGGAGAGAUAGACAUAGAAGAUCAAAGUCCUCUAAGUACUCUAAAUCUGAUUCCUACCAUGACAGGUCUGGCUAUGGGGAUAGCAGAGUCAAAGAAACAACAUCUUUAAUGGUCAAAUUUACUCAGAGCGAUUAUUUAAAUCCUGAAGUUGAUGAUGCAAUUCUUUUGGAUAUUUUCGAAAAAUUUGCACAAGUUAAAGAUAUCAGGCUGAUAAGGGACAGGAACUAUCCUGAUCAAUAUAGAAACUUUGUUUUUGUAGAAUACUUCACAAUUGAAGAUGCUCGAAAAGUUUUAGAAUCUGCGAAAAGAGACCCAAUUACAAUAAAAGAUGAGCGAGUUUACAUUAAAUAUUGAGUUGACAAUAAUGCCUUUCAAAAGACUAAGAGCGAACAGGAAGGGUCUAAUAGGGAUGGAAACCUACCUAGCUCUCUCUUACAAUAUGAUCCUUCAAAACAUAAGACACCUAUGGAGGAAGAUGCAAAGUACCUCAAUGAGAAUGAAAUAAUGAAGUCAGAACAAUUACUGGCUGCUUCAUUUACAGAAGAUCCUUUACCAAAAACAGCUGAGCAAAUUGAAAAAGAGAAGGCUGAUAUGGAGUUAAAAAGGUGGGAGAAACUUCAAAAACUAUCGAAUAAGCCUGGAGCUGUUGCUCAGGAUUCAAGCUUAUCCAUCGGUAACAAGAGAUAUCAGAACAUCAUAAAUAUGGGGAAGGAUAAACCUAUCGAGCCUGCUUUGAACCCUGACGAUUAUGUUGAGAUUCAUGUUUGAGUUCCAUGUAAGCUGCUUUUUAAGACAUUUAAAGGGCUGCAGUAUCAUUACAAGUUUAAAUGAAGCAGUUCCAAUUAA